This is a messenger RNA of Drosophila rhopaloa, 555 nucleotides long. RefSeq names its product histone-lysine N-methyltransferase SETMAR-like. Gene Ontology annotation, molecular function: nucleic acid binding. The coding region runs from base 1 to 555 and encodes 184 amino acids. NCBI's taxonomy places the organism in Eukaryota, Metazoa, Arthropoda, Insecta, Diptera, Drosophilidae. The transcript has 2 exons. The record is from RefSeq and is a predicted model, not a curated record.
AUGGAUAAGCCAGUCGGCGGAAGACCUGUGACGACAAAUACCGAUCAAAUCAUGGAAAACAUCGAGAUAGACCGGCAUCGAUCCCGUGACAUCGCCGAGGAGAUAGAAGUUAGUCACCAAACCGUUUUAAACCAUCUGCAGAAGGCUGGAUACAAAAAAAAAGCUGGAUCGGAUGGACGAAAAAUGGAUCACAUACGACAAUUGUCCAAAACAGUGGCCAAGCCGGGAUUAACGGCCAAGAAAGUUUUGCUCUGUGUUUGGUGGGAUUGGAAGGGAAUCAUACACUAUGAGCUGCUUUCAUAUGGUCAGACGCUUAAUUCUACAAUCUACUGCGAACAACUGGACCGCUUGAAGCUGGCGAUCGUCCAGAGCGACCAGAAUUCCAACAGGAAGGGGGUAGUGUUUCACCAGGACAACGCCAGACCACACACUUCUUUAAUGACUCGUCAAAAGCUACGGGAGCUUGGAUGGGAGAUAUUAUCGCAUCCACCAUAUGGGCCGGACAAAGCGCCAAGUGACUGUUCCUGUCUAUGGCGAAUGCCCUUACUGGUGUAA